This is a messenger RNA of Magnolia sinica, 1671 nucleotides long. Its product is annotated as disease resistance protein RPP13-like. Gene Ontology annotation, molecular function: ADP binding. Gene Ontology annotation, biological process: defense response to other organism. NCBI's taxonomy places the organism in Eukaryota, Viridiplantae, Streptophyta, Magnoliopsida, Magnoliales, Magnoliaceae. Bases 1 to 1671 code for a protein of 556 amino acids. The record is from RefSeq and is a predicted model, not a curated record. The transcript has 2 exons.
AUGCUUGCUGAGCCUGUUGCUUCCUUCCUGGUCGAAAGAUUCGGCGAUCAACUCAUUCAAGAAGCUAUUUCCUUGAUUGGAUUACAUGAUCAAGUCCAAUGGAUUGAAGGAGAACUACAGUGGAUGCAGUCCUUCCUAAAAGAUGCAGAUGCAGAAAAACAAGGAAAUGAACGAGUGAAGAACUGGGUGCAGGACGUCCGCAGCAUUGCAUAUGAUAUGGAAGAUGUCAUCGAUGCCUUUCUCUUGAAUGUACAACCCCUAAGGCCACGAGGAUUCUUGUCUUCCCUCAACAGCUCUUGUUUCAUCCCCAGCAGGUUGAUAGCUCGCCAUAAGAUCGCUUCAAAUAUCAAACAUAUAAAGCUCAAAAUUGAUGACAUUUCCAAAAGAAGGACUACUUACAGCAUUGAAAGCAUUGGCGGAAGAGAAGGUAGAAGCUUUGCUGGUGAAAGCCUAGAAGAAUAUAGGCUCACUUCUCCUAAUGUUCAAGAGCCUGAUUUUGUUGGUUUUGAGAAAGAACUGGAGGCAUUGGUCAUGCGGUUGAUUGGUGGAGAGCCGCGGCGUUGUGUUGUUUCUGUAGUGGGAAUGGGUGGUCUUGGUAAGACGACUCUUACUAAGAAACUUUAUAAUACUGAUAAUGUUAAGAAACAUUUCCAUUUACAUGCAUGGAUUUCUAUAUCACAAGAGUAUGGUAUGAGAGAUCUUUUGCAGGCCGUCGCAAAAUGCUGUAUGGAGCUCUCUGAAGAUGAGCUCGAGGUGAUUGAGAAAAUGAAUGUUGUGGAGCUGAGGGAGAAGAUUUCCGAGUAUCUGAAUAACAAGAGAUACUUGGUGGUAUUGGAUGAUGUGUGGAAAAGCGAAGCAUGGGAUGCUAUGAAGGAUGCAUUUCCAGAUAUGAGCAAUGGCAGUAGGGUCGUGCUCACCACACGAAACAAAGACGUUGCUUUAUAUGCAGAUGCACGAAGCCAGCCCCAUGAACUGCCAUUUCUAAACAGUGAAGAUAGCUGGAAAUUGUUCGGUAAGAAAACAUUCACAGGACAAGAUGGGGGUUGUGCUCAGGAUUUGGAGGAGUUAGGAAGAGAGAUUGUGGGAAAAUGCCAUGGUCUGCCUCUUGCGAUUGUAGUCAUUGGAGGGCCCUUAUCCAGAAAAGAACCAAGGGAGUGGGAGAAUGUAUGCAAGAGCAUUAGCUGGCAAUUUGCCGAAGGACAGCCCCAAAUCUCUAGAAUAUUAUCUUUGAGCUAUAAAGAUCUGCCCUAUUACUUAAAACCAUGUUUUCUCUACUUGGGCAUUUUUCCUGAAGACUAUGCCUUCCCUGCCAAGAAACUAAUUCAAUUGUGGGCGGCAGAAGGGUUUUUGCUGCCGAGAGGGGACGAAAUGCUGGAGGAGGUUGGAGAAGAUUAUCUGAAAGAGUUGAUUCAAAGAAGUAUGAUUCAAAUUGCAGAAAGAAGUUCAAGCAAGGGUAUUAAAAGUUGCCGCAUUCACGAUCUUUUGCAGGAUCUUUCCAUAUCAAAAGCAAAGGAAGAGAAGUUUCUUCAAGUUCAUCAUGAGAGUGUGUAUGCUCCAUCCACAUCAACAGCCCGUCGACUUGCAAUUCACCAUAAUGCCUCAAAGUUGCUUGGGCAAGCUCACCAAUCUCAGAAAAUUAGGAAUAAAAUUAGAUAUGGAAGGAGAGUAUGA